This is a messenger RNA of Durusdinium trenchii, 3751 nucleotides long. The record is from the annotation of a GenBank genome assembly. NCBI's taxonomy places the organism in Eukaryota, Dinophyceae, Suessiales, Symbiodiniaceae.
AGAAUCUCAUGACUCAGACUGGUUGAAGACCUAGUGAUGUGUCACAUGACAAGUCAUGUGUUCAUUUCAGGGGUGUGAGAUGUUUCGCUGCGUCACCAGCACGCAGUUGCCCAGUUGCCUUCGGCAGCGAAGAGGCAGAUAUCUCAGAUGGCCUACAAGAAACCAUGACAUUUACCAGUCGUCCGCACCCCACAGUAGUGAGUCCACCUAGACAAUGAAGCUCACUGCCUUGGAGGUUAGUGUUAAGUUCUUUGGAGGGCAGAUGCCUGGAUGGCAAGGCUGCUGCGGAGGUUGUUCCAAGUCCCUGAGAUCGUGGAGCCUCAUGGUUUUGUUCACCCCUUUUCGCUGCUUUUUAGCCCCAGUUUUCAACACUGGCUCUGAUUUUGGCACCACAUUUUGCACUGCCCAAUGGCGCUCAACACAGCUUGGGUGCCAACAGUGAGCUCGACUCAGGUUAGUGCUCCUACAGCCCGACAAGCUGGUGCAGGCCAAUCAGAGCUGUCUGCCUACGGCAGUUCUCGCGCCGCCGCUGCCGGCGUGGUCGGCGCGGCCGCCGCGUUCGCGGCGGUGCCAGGCCGACGGAAAGGAGGCCUUUCUCGCCGUCCAGGACGCUCUUUGAUAGCCUUGAAGGCGACCGAUGUGAUCGAGAAGCCCAAGCAGGAAGUUAAGGGCGACCUGGAAAAGGAAAACGAAGAGCUCAUUGCGACUCUGGCCGAGCAGGUCGAAGCGAUUAAUGAGCUCGAGGAGGAGUUCGAGAAGAUGGGCAAUGACCAGUUGCGGGCCAAAACGGACGAACUCAGAAAGAGAAUCCAGGCCAAGGGCUUUGAGAAGAAGACUGUGAAUGAAGCCUUCGCCGUGCUUAGAGAGGCUGUGUGGCGGGUCUUGGAGCUGUGGUAUUUCGAUGUGCAGCUCUUGGGUGGCCUGGUCCUCCACAAGGAGCGCCUGGCUGAGAUGAAGACAGGCGAGGGGAAGACCAUUGUGGCGCUCUUGCCGACCUUCCUGGCUGCCUUGGAGGACAAGGGUGGCGUCUUCGUGGUCACGCCCAACGACUACCUGGCCCGCCGCGACGCGGAGAACGUGGGGCAGGUGCUGCGCUUCUUGGGGCUGACCGUGGGCCUGGUGCAGUCCACCAUGGAGGUGGCCGACAGGCAAAAAGCCUACAAGUGCGACGUGGUCUACUUGACCAAUGCCGAGCUGGGCUUCGAUUACCUCCGCGACAACUUGGCCGUUUAUCCACAUCAAGUCGUUCAGAGCAAGAGCUUCCACUUCUGCUUGGUGGACGAGGCAGACUCCAUUUUGAUCGACGAGGCCCGCACGCCGCUCAUCAUCUCCGAGUCGGUCCCUGCGGUGCCGCGCCAGUUCGAGGCGGGCCGCGAGGUGGCCAAUGCUCUGAAGAAGGAUCUUCACUACACCGUAGAUGAGAAGAACAUGAACGUGGUCAUGACAGACCUGGGAGAGAAAGUGGCUCAGGACCUGUUGCAGGUGGAGAACCUUUGGGAGCCUGAGGAGGCAUGGAUCUUGUACGUUUUGAACGCGGUCAAGGCCAAGGAGCUCUUCCAGCUGGGUGAGGAAUACAUCAUCCGAGAUGGAAAAGUCUCCAUCGUGGACACCUUCACUGGCCGUGUCUUGGAGGGCCGGCGCUGGUCCGACGGCAUGCACCAGGCCAUCGAGUGCAAGGAGAACAUCUCUGUGAGCGUACGGUCUCAAGUAUCUGCACAGAUCACCUACCAGUCGCUCUUCCGGCUCUUCCCGCGGCUCUGCGCCAUGACCGGCACCGCCUUGACGGAGGCCGCUGAGUUCGAGGAGAUCUACGGCCUCCGCUGCACCGGCGUCCCCACGGCGCGGCCCAACGUGCGACGCGACUACCCGGAUGUGGUCUACAAGACCGAGGAGGCCAAGCUGAACGCCAUCGUGGAGGAGAUUGUGCUGAACAACGAGCGCAACGGCCGACCGAUUUUGAUCGGCACUGCCAACGUGAAGAUGUCUGAGGCCAUUGUGAGCCGGCUGAGGGAGGCGGGUGUGGAGCCGCAGCUCCUGAAUGCCCGGCCGGAGUCCAUCGCUCGAGAGAACGAGACCAUCUCCCAAGCAGGCCGACUGGGCAUGGUGACGGUCUCUACCAACAUGGCAGGGCGUGGAACCGACAUCAUCUUGGGUGGCAACCAUUCUCAGAUGGCGGCUCUGAACAUCAGAUCCCGACUGGCAGAUGCCCUCCUGUCCAUGGAGGAAUCGGCCAAGGUCUACAACCCUGGGGAGGAGUUUUAUCCAACAGAUAUUCCAGGUAGCCUAGAGAAGAGCCUCACGGAGGCAGUCGAGGCGGUGGCCAAGUGCCCGGCGGGCGAGGCCACACAGAGCUUUCUGGAAGUGGAGGAGUUGGUGGCCUCAGUGGGUGGUGAGGCGCCCUUUGAGGCCAACGAGAGCGCUCAGGCGUUGACGGCCCUGCGGAAGGCCUUCGCAGAGCUAAAGACGCUCUACAAGGACGCACUGACAGAUGAGAAGGACCAGGUCAUCAAGGCGGGCGGCCUCUAUGUCCUGGGCACCACACGCCACGAGUCUCGUCGCAUUGACAACCAGCUGCGCGGUCGAGCAGGUCGACAGGGGGAUCCGGGAACCACCCGUUUCUUCAUCUCCUUGCAGGACGAUGUCUUCAGAGUCUUUGGUGGCGACAAGAUCGAAACCUUGAUGGACCGCUUCCGGCUCGGCGACGCGAUCCCGCUCCAGAGCCCCAUUGUAAACGAUACGCUGGACCGUGUGCAGAAAGCAGUGGAAGAGUUUUUCAAGAAGACCCGCACGACCUUGUUUGAGUUUGACAAGGUGAUCUCUAAGCAGAGAGAGCUCACCUACAAAACUCGGAAGGAGUUCUUGGCGAAUGAAGACAAGGCCGUCAUGAAGCUUGUCGAGGAGUGGGGUGAGGAUGCGGUAGACUUCCACAUCGACCAGGUGAAGGACAAGAGUGACGAAGAGAAAGCAAAGGAGUUUGAGGAAUACUUCGGCUUCGACAUGCCCGAGCUCGGUGCAGACAUGAAGGCCGACACCAAGAAGGCCAAAGAGGCUGCCAGAGCGGUUCUCUCGAAGGCCGUGCGGGAGAGCAUCAAGAAGAAGGCAGCCUCCUAUGAGGAGUUCCGACCUGGCUUUGCGGUUGAAGCCGCACGCAUCGCCACCGUGGUGACCAUCGACGAUGAGUGGAAGGCUUUGUUGCAAAAGAUGGAUGCAUUGAAGCAGACCGUGGGUCUGGCAGCCUACAAGGGCACCGAGCCACUCAAAGAGUACCAGGUGCAAGGUUUCAAGAUGUACCAGAAGGUGGAGAACAAAUACAAAGCCCGAUCGGUCAGCCGCUGGCUCCGCUCAAAGCCGAAGAAGGAUGCCAAGCAGUAGCUGCUGGUCACGAUGUAAAGAAGAUGAGAGGCUCCCUUGUAAGUCUUAGACGCGAGACCCCUGCUUGCCUGUCGAGUCGAGGUAUUUCGUGGCUGACUUCGGUGUGCCGCGCCGACGUAGUUGAGAUUUUCAGCCUGGCAUGGACCUGGCCAUUUUCGACUGACAACAUGGUGCAAGCCUCUAAGGAAGGUGUGAGAACAUCUCCGCAUCAAUACAUGAUUACGCAAAAGUUAGGAACUCAGUUCGUUGCUGCUUAGACCCUCGCAGAUUUUGCAGGGCUCCCUUGCUUUGAAACUAGGGGUUUCUGUGUGCAGCGCCCCCGCACCAGUGAUGUCCUUUUUCCAGGUGCGCUGGGUCCAAUCUCAUAACUCAUAAUCGC